AUGGAGUCCACAGCUCUGGUAUCGAGGCUUUCAUCCGCCCUCCCACAGGAUCUAGACAUCAAAGCCUAUUAUCUGUCCUCCGAGCCAACUUCAACCAAUGCACUUUUCUCACCUCUGCCGGGCGACACCGAAGAGCAUACCACCGGCGAGUCACACUUUCUCGCCAUUUCCUCGCCUGGGCACGAUGAUGUCAAGGAAGUUCUGGUAUUCGCAAUUGAAAUUCUCAUUUUCACCAGGGACAACCUCACCACACUCUUUGUGUCCAAGGCCGAUUCAUCCGGCUUCUCUUCACGACUGAAAGCCUCGAAAGGAUUCCCAUCUGUGGUAUCAACAAUCAUCUCGGCGUUUGUGGAUUAUCUACUGGAACCGAGACUCAAUCGAUCUAGGGUUGUGCUCUCGCUCUUUGCCCGAUCACAGAAUCAAUAUCUUUUCCCAGGCAGCAUUGAAAAUCCUGGGAAACACGUAUUGGAUGACCGGCAGCUUAUCAAGUGGUGGUGUAGAGUAUUGGAUCCCGUGCUACGCCUUCACAGCGAUAGUUCGGAUCCCCCUUUCAAAUCAUCUGCUCAUCUGGUCGUGCCAGGAUGCGACAGAGGAGAGACCAAAGCUUUCUUCCCGCCAUCAAGCCGUCGAGACUCGACAUCUUCUCCCAAAUGGAUCAACUCUUACCCAGUUGAGUUGCUCGUAGCAGAUGCCUCGCGACCCCCGCGGCACUUGGUACCUCGCUUCCCAGACGACCCCAAAUCCCGAUUUCUAGACGAUCUAGACGGCGAGUUUGUCGACAAUCAAGGAAACUGGCGAAGUAUUAAAACUCUCGACCACUUCUGGGAGAUGAUGUCUUAUCGCCAGGAAUGCUCUGCUGGAAGAUUGGUUGGUUUUCUAUGGCUCGUCUUCUCACCAGGCCAGACGAUUCAUGCCGCCCUGGCCACCUUAGACCCGCUCAACAAAGAAGGGUCUGCAACGACAUCCGAAAAUAAUGUACCGUUGCCGACCCCCGGUAAUUCGCAAGCUCAAGACCAUGGCGAAGAGAAAAUUGGUGAGAUUCCCUCGGCCGAUGUGGGUAAUGAAAUCAACAAACUGGUCUCGCCACCUUCGUCUUCACCCGGUCCUGUUCCUCAAGAACUGCCUUCCCUGUUCAAAUCUGCAAUUGGUGCCUCCAACAAUCACAGCACUUCACAUACCAGAAACAAGGUAGAAGAACACAUUCUUCAGGCUCAUUCAAAGCAGUCGAGUGCAACACAAGGCCAGCUUGUCCUCAACCCUAGUCAAUAUCAGACUUUGAUGGAUCACCUUCUACAAAUAGACUUCGCCGGUGAGGAGAAAGCCGCCGAGAGUACUAUGUCCUGGAUCGGAAAGGCCCUCGAGCUGACCGGCACUUCCACAUUUGGGCUGCGUAUUCGAGGGGAACGCGUCUUGGUUCAACCCGACGAACCCGAAACAGCAAACGCAACUCCGAUCAACAUGCUGACAUCGGUGCGAAAGAAACGAAAAGCCGACAAGACUGACGAGAACCUUACAGAUCCCAAAACCGUGGAUUCGAAUUCUGCGUCCUCGGCGAUGCUUCUCUCUGCUGGAAUGGUCCGGAAGAAACCCAAAGGAUGA
Molecule: messenger RNA, 1599 nt
Organism: Exophiala spinifera
Lineage: Eukaryota; Fungi; Ascomycota; Eurotiomycetes; Chaetothyriales; Herpotrichiellaceae
Exons: 1
Coding region: 1-1599 (532 amino acids)
Biological process (GO): DNA damage response
Cellular component (GO): nucleus
Molecular function (GO): histone H3K56 acetyltransferase activity
Source: RefSeq, a predicted model, not a curated record